This is a messenger RNA of Trematosphaeria pertusa, 1053 nucleotides long. RefSeq lists its product as uncharacterized. The coding region runs from base 1 to 1053 and encodes 350 amino acids. The record is from RefSeq and is a predicted model, not a curated record. The transcript is spliced from 5 exons. Lineage: Eukaryota; Fungi; Ascomycota; Dothideomycetes; Pleosporales; Trematosphaeriaceae.
AUGGCAGGCCGAAAACGCCGAAGAGCCUCAUCCCCCGAUCCCGACCCUCUGAUGUCACGCCAGUGGCAGAGGAAAUGGGCUGGAAACCGAAGCAGCUCUGAGCUCUACGAUUCGCCGACGCCGGAACGCAGAGAGGCGUGGUACGAGCGGGCCAAGGAGCACAAGGCCAGGCUAUGUGAACUGGUCACUGACCGUAAGUUCAAAGCGGAGCCCGAAUUCAUCGAGGGCAUAAUAUGGAUUGCGAACCUGUUGCGUCCGCAGGCAGACGUUCCAUACGGCGGAGAGCGCUUCUCAUGGGCAGCUGGGGGUUGCCUACACUACAUGCGCCAGCUCCUCUACCACUUCCAUCUCUGGAUCAACAUCAACCUCUGUAUAACGGUCUCCUACCUCUUCUGCCUUCAAAACAGCCUCUUUCACCUCGAGAUCAACCUCGACUUCUUCAAGACGCUCCUCCGGCACUACACCAACAUCCCUCCCUGCCUCUUCCUCAAAAUGUCAUACCCAACCCACAGCAUUUCACAUGGUGCUACCGAAAGCUCGGAACCGGGGACAAGCGGGGGCGAGAUGGCUUUUCCAUUGUCUGCGGAAUAUGCAUCUUCAUGUCCCUCCCCCUCUCCCCCAAUGCCGUUGCGCAACUCGCCUGCAUUCAUCACGACGAAUGCUUGCACUCCAUCAAGCUCGACUAUAUACCGUGUGCUCGAGACGCUGAAGUAUGUGCUCAGCAUCCAGACAACAGUGGGGAGGCAGAGGACAGAUGCAAGAUCGCUGUAUUUGUGGAAUGUGGUCGCACCCUUUGUGCGGGUUGCGUCGAGUUCCGAGGAUUUGGAGGGAGGAUUGGGAAUGAGUGCCCAAAAUGUGCCGACGAUAUGGAUAUUAGGAUGGGACUGUAGGAUCAGCGCUCGUAAUAAGUCUUCAGGCCUCAGACUCUGCGCAUGUUUGAAUAAUAUGUUACAAUCUGUAGGCCCUGCUUCUUCGCAGGUCGAUGUGGGUCGUUGCUCCGAUCUGGAACGGUUGCGUCGCGGAUAUCUGAGCUUGCGACGAACCUACACCUAA